This is a messenger RNA of Erpetoichthys calabaricus (reedfish), 1119 nucleotides long. RefSeq names its product stem-loop binding protein 2 (gene slbp2). Lineage: Eukaryota; Metazoa; Chordata; Cladistia; Polypteriformes; Polypteridae. Gene Ontology annotation, biological process: mRNA 3'-end processing by stem-loop binding and cleavage; mRNA transport. Gene Ontology annotation, molecular function: mRNA binding; histone pre-mRNA stem-loop binding. The transcript has 8 exons. The record is from RefSeq and is a predicted model, not a curated record. Bases 81 to 956 code for a protein of 291 amino acids. Gene Ontology annotation, cellular component: histone pre-mRNA 3'end processing complex; cytoplasm.
CUAAACUGCCGGGAGAUUUAAAUGGAGGUGGGCGCCGGGGGGGCUCACUACUGUUUGAAAAGUUUUUGGGCUUUGAGAGUAUGAGUAAGUUUAACUAUGACCGGCCACGGCUGCCAGUGGAGAGCAGGCCGCAGCUGCUGUCUGACUGGCUUCCUGCUGUGGAUACGAGGCUGGAGAAGCGGGAGAUCUUUCCACAGAAUCUGCAGCUUGAGCCAUGGAUGCUCCCUGGAUGCAGCAGUGCUUAUAACAAUUUAGUACACUCUCCGGUGAGUUCCAUUCCUCCUCCUCCUCCUCUUCCUCCACCUCCUCCUGGCCUGAAUGUGUUUCGUUUUCCUCCAAAUCCAACUGACAUUAAAAGGGCAUCCAUUCUGGAGCGCUGUAUACUCAAGCUGGACACCACCAGUGUUGCCGUGGGAACAGAGGACUUGGACAGGGAGUGGAGAAGUUCGCAGAAUUGUAGAAAGACCCCUCAAAAUCUGGACCCAGCAAAGUGGGAGCUGGACGAGUCCGUACUGAAACGUCGGCAGAAGCAGAUUGAAUACGGGAAAAACACCGUUGGCUACCAGAACUACCUACAGGAUGUUCCAAAGAAGUCGCGAAUACCAAGCGUCCAUCCUCGAACUCCCAACAAGUUCAAGAAGUACUCGCGUCGCUCCUGGGACAUGCAGAUCCGGCUGUGGCGGCGAGCACUUCAUGCUUGGGAUCCGCCUGGAGAGGACCACGAAGUGUUUGACUAUCUGCAAGACUUUCUAGUAGACACCCCUGAAAACUUUGGGGACAACUGCUGGGACCACCAAAGUUGGUCAGAGCCCAACAGCAGCGUACAUCUGCCUUUGCAGGUCCCUGGCACAACCUACACAUUUGACAACAGUCGCAGUCCUGAGGAGAACCUCUUGGGUUGGAUUCGCUAUCUGAUGGAGCCCGAUGUUCUUGGUAAUGAGAUGCCAGUGUGCUAAUGUGAGCCUCUUCUCCCACCUUGCCAUGCUGCAGUCUCGUUAGGACCCUUCCAUUCAAGUUUUCUCUCUAUGAACAAACGGCACCUUGGCAGAGAUGCUGGGUGCUUUUCAUUUUCUUGUGCUCUCCUGAUUUUUGUAAACGGUUUGUUUUUGUCUGUUCUCU